GUGGUACGGACACAGUAAGAAUGGCUAGUCGGCAGAACUCCAGAAUGGCUUGUUCUCAGAGCGUCGCAAGAUGGCUAGUCCUCAGAGCUCCAGGAUGGCUAGUCCUCAGAGCUCCAGGAUGGCUAGUCCUCAGAGCUCCAGGAUGGCUAGUCCUCAGAGCUCCAGACACAGUAGCUCUGUUUCAUCAUCUCCAAUGAGCAGGAUGCACUCACUCCAGGUGGACUCGGUGCAGCGCUGGAUGGAGGACCUGCGUCACAUGACGGAGGUGGAGUGCAUGUGUGUUCUGCAGGCCAAGGCCAUUGGCGUGGAGGAGGAUGCCCAGGGUGAGCUCAUCGUGGCCACGCGGGACCAUGUGGCCCGCGACAACCUGCAGACGCUGCUGCGGCGGGCGCUGGUGGUCAGCACGGAGCUGGGCAAGAUGUUCCAGCGGCUGGAGAAGGGCCGCUGGCAGCGGGUCCACAGCACCGCCGUCCGGGCAAACUGCCACGUGCGCUCGCUGGUGCACGAGUAUAGCACCGCCCGUAACACCCCCUCAGAGAUGCAGAAGUAUGAGAAGUCUUUGCUUGAGAAGUGCAUGGAGCUGACCACCAUAACAGAGAAAUGCCUUCAUACUGAGGACGAAUUCUUCCUGAARUCCAUGAGGGAGGCCAUUAACGAGAUUCUCACCGAUGUCAGCGAUUCAUUCAGCCACAUGAUUGACAUGGCCCUGGCCAAUGAGAUCCAGAUCCUGAUCAGGCAGAUUGAGUCGUCAGACAGUUACACCAUAGGCAGUGCCAUCAGCAACCUGCUCUCCCUCACCCAGGACGGCCCGCAGCUCUGCAGAAUCAUCGCUAAGGAGGGCGCUGUGGUGGCCYUGUUUAAGAUCUGCCGGCAGGACUGCUUCAGCGACCUCUACGCACACGCCUUGAGGGCGGUGGCCUCCAUAUGUUGCGUGGAGGAGGGCAUCAAUCAGCUGGAGAAGGUGGACGGGAUCCUGUGCUUGGCGGACAUCCUGACCGAUGAGAACAGAGCUGAGUCGGCGAGGGCAGAGGCAGCGGCAGUGGUGGCCCAGAUCACCUCGCCACACCACACCUCCACCCAGCACCUGGGCAGCUUCCUGGAGAGCAUGGAGGACAUUGUCACCGCUCUCAUCAAGUUGUGCGGGAGUGCCUCCUGCGGCGAGGUCUUCCUCCUGGCGUCUGCUGCCCUUGCCAACAUCACAUUCUUCGACAGCAUGGCCUGUGAGAUCCUCCUCCAGCUCAACGCCAUCCACAUCCUCCUCCAGGCAUGCAAAGACCGCCAGAGAGUUGAUACUCCCUACUCUAAAGACCAGGUGGUUACCAUCUUGGCAAACCUCUCUGUUUUGGAGCAGUCUGCACCUGAAGUCCUGCAAGAGAAAGGUGUUGAGAGACUGCUCCAGCUGCUGGGUGAGAAGCCGUCCUCCUCUAGUCCAUCGGAGGGCGCCGCGUGCGAGAGGGUCCAGCAGAAAGCCGCUGUCACACUGGCCCGUCUGAGCAGAGACCCGGACAUAGCCCAAACAGCCAUCCAGCUGCAAGCUGUCCCUCGACUAAUCCAACUGUGUCGCUCACCAGCGGAGCGGAACAACAGUGACUCUGUACUAGUUGCAUGUCUGGCUGCCCUGAGGAGGCUGGCGGCGGGGUGUCCAGACAGCAUCGAGGCCACCGACCACCAGCAGCUGAUCAAGCCCAGACUGGUGGACUCUUUCCUGCUGUGCUCCAACAUGGAAGAGAGCUUUGUAUGAGAAGAGAGCUUUAUAGGACGAUCCAGAGCGGAGGGGUUGGGUGCACAGGCACUGGAGGAGUCUCAGUGACCACUCACUCCAGCCUGAGACUUAAAAGCACACAAGACAAAGGAGGGGUUGCUGAAAUCAGUCCCUAUAUCCCAAAGCACACAUUAAAUGUAUACCCAAAAAUCUGAGCAUAAACRGAAUUGCUGYUAAUAAUUACAGAACUGACAUUCUCGGAGUAUAAAACACCGAAACUCGGGRACAUGUACAUGUUGGCAGCAUUCAUGAAAUGGUACUCAUUGGUUAUAACUCAUCUCAUAGCAACAUUCRUAGUGUACAUGGGACCACCAUGCAUGAAAUAAAAAUAAUCAGUAUUUUGUGUCAGCUGCCAAUUUAAUGGGUUGUUAAAAUAUUAGAAACUACUAUUGUGUUCUGUUACUUAUAGAUAAGAAUGUGUUUAAUGAGUUGUUGGUGGAACAUACAGUAUCUUCAAGGUAUUUGAUUACAUUAUCUCAUUUCCCUCUCUUGUUCAGGUGAGGUAGUAAUAUAGGUCACUGAUUUUAGUGUGCUGUUGUGAGCGGAAGGUGACUCCUAAAGUAGGUUUACUUGGAAACAAAAGUGCUUUGAAAUCUAUAUAUUGUAUCUGUAUUUCUUGCCUUGGAUCUAAAACAUUGUAUUUGCUACAAAGAAACAUACAUUUGUUGUAAACCACAAUCUCUAUUAAAUUACUAUUAUAAUGUAUGGCAUGCAUAUACUGUAAUAAAGGGAAGAAUAUCUUA
Salvelinus sp. IW2-2015 is the source of this 2505-nucleotide messenger RNA. RefSeq names its product protein inscuteable homolog. The record is from RefSeq and is a predicted model, not a curated record. Gene Ontology annotation, cellular component: apical cortex. Gene Ontology annotation, biological process: asymmetric cell division; establishment of mitotic spindle orientation; apical protein localization. Gene Ontology annotation, molecular function: protein binding; cytoskeletal adaptor activity. Lineage: Eukaryota; Metazoa; Chordata; Actinopteri; Salmoniformes; Salmonidae.